AUGAAUGAACCAACGAACUGGAGUGAGAGCUUGCAAGAAUCGGAGCAGGAGCCAGACUUGGUCCACAGGCUGGAGUCAUCUGGCUGGGCACUGACCAUGUCUAUCCUGGCAGCACAGGAGGACGAGUAUUUGGAAUCAACAGAUGAGAACCUGGUGCGAGGAAACUGGUCCUUGAAGAUUGACUAUGUGCUGUCAGUGGUCGGCUUCACUGUGGGACUGGGCAACCUCUGGCGUUUCCCUUACCUGGUGUACAAGAAUGGAGGAGGGGCUUUCCUCAUUCCCUACACAAUCAUGAUGGCAAUUGCCGGAGUGCCACUGGUCUUCCUGGAAACUGCUUUGGGACAAUUUGCCAGCCUGGGACCUCUGGAAGUGUGGAAAGUUGUACCCAUUCUACAAGGUUUGGGGAUCCUGGCAUUUAUUUUAUCAGUACUUCAAAGCAUCUACUACAGCAUCAUCAUCAGCUACAGCCUGUUCUACCUGUUCUCCUCCUUCCAAUACCCCCUGCCAUGGGACAACUGUUCCAGCUGGUUGGAUAAAAAUGUAUCCUGUGCCAGAGGUAAUGUGUGCGCCAAUAGAAUCACUACAAAGUCAGCAAGUGAAAUCUACUGGGAUGAGAAAGUUUUACGACGCUCACCUUCAAUCAAUCAUACUGGAAACUUAAACUGGGAUUUGGCCCUUUGCCUCCUCCUAGCCUGGCUGAUCGUUUUUGUCGCAGUUUCUAAAGGAAUCAAAUCUUCAGGAAAGGUGGUUUACUUCACCGUGACAUUCCCUUACUUCGGUCUGAUUUUACUUUUGAUCCGAGGGGUGACCUUGACUGGCGCUAACAAAGGGAUCGAAUUCUACAUGGGAAACCAGUCAGACUUCUCCAAGCUCGCUGAUGCUGAGGUUUGGAAAGAUGCUGCAACACAAACUUUCUAUUCCCUGUCAGUGACCUUGGGUGGGCUGAUUGCUCUGUCGUCCUACAACAAGUUCCACAAUGACUGUUGCACAGAUGCCAUCAGUAUUUGUAUUAUCGAUGGCCUCACAAGCAUGUUUGCUGGAUUCGCCAUAUUUGCUAUUCUUGGACAUUUGUCAUAUGAUACGAAUAUGCCGGUUUCUGAAGUGACUCAUUCAGGUUUUGGAUUGGCUUUUGUUGUCUGCCCAGAAGCUCUUCGUCAUUUGCCAAUUUCUCCUCUUUGGUCUGUUAUAUUUUUCUGCACAAUUAUUGCACUGGGGUUUUCCAGUCAGUCUGUACUAGUAGAAGUCAUUAUAACAUGCCUACAAGAUGAGUUUCCUUUCCUGCUCCGAGAAAAACGUCUUUAUCUAACAGCCGCUGUUUGUUUGGUCUUAUACCUUAGUGGUGUUUUUUUCGAGACACAGGCUGGGAUUUACUGGUUAAAUUUAAUAGAUACUUUCUGCUUUGGAUGGGGCUUACUUUUGAUGGCUUUGUUGGAACUAAUUGGUAUAUGCUGGAUCUAUGGUGUGAACAGAUUCAUCGGUGACAUUGAGAUGAUGAAUGGGAAGAAAAGUUUCUUCUUCUGGAUAUGGUGGAAAGUGUGUUGGGCUUUGAUUACACCAGUCAUCCUGACAGUAGUCCUGGUCUGGUCAAUAAACUCAUUCACUUCUCUGAAAUAUGCAUCAAUUGAUUAUCCGAAAUGGGCAACAAUACUUGGAUGGCUGAUGAUCGCAUUCUGUCUGAUGUGGAUUCCUAUAAUCGCCAUCUUAGAGAUCACUGCUGCUGAAGGUGGCAAUAUUUACCAGAGAGUAUUAACCUGUCUCAAACCAACUUCUGACUGGGGUCCAUACUUGAAAGAACACAGAGGGCAACGAUAUGAAAACCAAACAGAUCCUAGCUUAUUACAACUCCAUUCACGUAUUUCUCAUGCUCUUCUGCUCAAACCUAGAUAAUGGGUGGCUUUGACCCUCUACAAAGGAAAAAAUUCACUUUCAGGUCCAAGGAGAUCCAUUCCUUUCAAACCAGGCAACUGGCAGCCUCACCAGGAAUCCUUGAUGGAUGUGCUACAAAUGGACUGGAUUUUUUUCAGUGGAAGGGGGUGAAUAUUUGGGGGUCUAAGGCAAGGGAGCAGGGGAUGUAAUCUCACCAUCUCAUGGAAUUGACUGAAGCCAUUAUCCCCAUAUCACAUAACCUGCUGAGAUAAAUCCAGGCCUCCACAAGCAUCACAGCAGAAUUCCUAAACAUGUUCCACCAUAAGUACCCAUGCCUCUCCUUCAA
Molecule: messenger RNA, 2212 nt
Organism: Mobula hypostoma (lesser devil ray)
Lineage: Eukaryota; Metazoa; Chordata; Chondrichthyes; Myliobatiformes; Myliobatidae
Product: sodium- and chloride-dependent neutral and basic amino acid transporter B(0+)-like
Exons: 14
Coding region: 1-1887 (628 amino acids)
Biological process (GO): synaptic transmission, glycinergic; sodium ion transmembrane transport; glycine import across plasma membrane
Cellular component (GO): plasma membrane
Molecular function (GO): glycine:sodium symporter activity
Source: RefSeq, a predicted model, not a curated record